UGACGGCCUGCCUGCCUGACCCUGACCCAACCGGUGGCCUCGGAUCCGGAGAUUCUGCAGACACACAUGAGUGCCUGCCACUGCCAGUGCCACCCACAACCUCUCUUCUCCUCCCUCAAGACUCAAGUACUACCUUGCAAGGUCAGCAGCUCCAGUUUAAAGCCUAAACCUGAACCUGAACCCGGCUUCUGCUUGCUGCCACCUAAUCGGCAUAUAACAAUUUGCAUUGCAUCCAGGUGUGGCCUAUGGCCCUGGCAAUGGCAUGCCUCAGCCUCUGCCUCUUCUUCUCCCUCUACUAAACCUGUUGUCAGUGAGGCUUGGCUUAAACCUCGCCACCAAUCCACCUACUCCGGGCUUUGCAAAGUUGCAGAGCCACUUUCUUGCGCUGCUGCUUCCGGCACAAGCAACGACACAGAUUUGCAAGUGACACCAGCUUCAGCUGAUCCUACAGCAUCACCUCACCCUCACCUCAUCCCCUUCCUCGGGUUCGUCGUAGUUUGGUCGCCUGGAUGGAUAUGCUUCGGGAGUGAAAGUGCAGCUCUCAAGUACAGGUCAAGUGUAGCGCUUUCUGACUGGCGACUUGGCAGCUGCAGAGGGGGAUUGCCUCCUGGUGUGAUGAUGAGCAGCAGGAGUCGAACUCGAAGCAGGUGGCGGGGCGCGUGCGCGGCGCCGCCGCCGCCGCUGUUGCUGCUGCUGCUGCUGCGGUGCGCGCUCGUCAUGGCGUGCAUGGGCGGCGCGCUGGCCGUGGACGCGCAGGGCGCGGCGCUGCUGGCGUGGAAGCGCACGCUGCGCGGAGGCGCGGAGGCGCUCGGGGACUGGAGGGACACCGACGCGUCGCCGUGCCGGUGGACGGGGGUGUCCUGCAACGCGGCGGGCCGGGUCACGGAGCUCAGCCUGCAGUUCGUCGACCUGCACGGCGGCGUUCCCGCCGACCUGCCGUCCUCCGCCGUGGGCGCCACGCUGGCGCGCCUCGUGCUCACGGGCACCAACCUCACGGGCCCCAUCCCGCCGCAGCUCGGGGACCUGCCGGCGCUGGCGCACCUCGACCUCAGCAACAAUGCGCUCACGGGGUCCAUCCCGGCCGCCCUGUGCCGGCCCGGAAGCAGGCUCGAGAGCCUCUACCUCAACUCCAACCGCCUCGAGGGCGCCAUCCCGGACGCCAUCGGCAACCUCACGGCGCUGCGGGAGCUCAUCAUCUACGACAACCAGCUCGAGGGAGCCAUCCCGGCGUCUAUCGGCCAGAUGGCCAGCCUCGAGGUGGUCCGCGCCGGCGGCAACAAGAACCUCCAGGGCGCGCUGCCGCCGGAGAUCGGAAACUGCUCCAACCUCACCAUGCUCGGCCUCGCUGAGACAAGCAUCUCCGGCCCGCUCCCGGCGACACUCGGCCAGCUCAAGAGCCUCGACACCAUCGCCAUCUACACGGCGAUGCUCUCCGGGCCGAUACCUCCCGAGCUCGGCCAAUGCAGCAGCUUGGUCAACAUCUACCUGUACGAGAACGCGCUCUCCGGGUCCAUCCCGCCGCAGCUCGGCAAGCUCAGCAACCUCAAGAACCUGCUGCUGUGGCAGAACAACCUCGUCGGCGUCAUACCGCCGGAGCUCGGGGCGUGCUCGGGGCUCACCGUCCUGGACCUGUCCAUGAACGGCCUCACCGGACACAUCCCGUCGUCGCUCGGGAACCUGACGUCGCUGCAGGAGCUUCAGCUCAGCGUGAACAAGGUGUCCGGCCCGAUCCCCGCCGAGCUCGCGCGCUGCACCAACCUCACCGACCUCGAGCUCGACAACAACCAGAUAUCCGGUGCCAUCCCCGCUGAGAUCGGCAAGCUCACGGCGCUGCGCAUGCUCUACCUCUGGGCUAACCAGCUCACGGGGAGCAUCCCGCCGGAGAUCGGCGGCUGCGCGAGCCUCGAGUCGCUCGACCUGUCGCAGAACGCGCUCACCGGGCCCAUCCCGCGCUCCCUCUUCCGCCUGCCGCGGCUCUCCAAGCUGCUGCUCAUCGACAACACCCUCUCAGGCGAGAUACCACCGGAGAUUGGCAACUGCACGUCGCUCGUCCGGUUCCGUGCGAGCGGCAACCAUCUCGCCGGCGUGAUUCCUCCCGAGGUUGGUAAGCUUGGCAGCCUCAGCUUCUUUGACCUGAGCUCGAACAGGUUGUCAGGCGCCAUCCCGGCGGAGAUCGCCGGGUGCCGGAACCUCACGUUCGUCGACCUCCACGGCAAUGCCAUCGCCGGCGUUCUGCCUCCGGGGCUGUUCCACGACAUGCUUUCGCUGCAGUACCUGGACCUGUCGUACAACUCCAUCGGCGGCGCGAUCCCGUCGGACAUCGGCAAGCUCGGUUCGCUCACCAAGCUCGUCCUUGGCGGGAACAGGCUCACGGGCCAGAUACCUCCAGAGAUCGGUUCGUGUUCACGGCUCCAGCUCCUGGACCUCGGUGGCAACACGCUGUCCGGCGCGAUACCGGCGAGCAUCGGCAAGAUUCCGGGGCUGGAGAUUGCUCUCAACCUGAGCUGCAACGGCUUGUCUGGCGCGAUACCCAAGGAGUUCGGUGGCCUCGUGCGGCUUGGCGUGCUCGACGUGUCGCACAACCAGCUCUCCGGUGAUCUCCAGCCGCUGUCGGCGCUCCAGAACCUCGUGGCCCUCAACAUCUCCUUCAACGACUUCACCGGCCGCGCGCCCGCGACGGCGUUCUUCGCGAAGCUGCCGACGAGCGACGUGGAGGGCAACCCAGGUCUGUGCCUGUCGCGGUGCCCCGGCGACGCCAGCGAGCGCGAGCGCGCGGCGCGGCGCGCCGCCCGCGUCGCCACCGCGGUCCUGGUGUCCGCGCUCGCCGCCCUCCUCGCCGCCGCGGCGUUCCUCCUCGUCGGCCGCCGCAGGCGCUCGUCGUCGUUGUUCGGCGGCGCGCGCUCCGACGAGGACGGCAAGGACGCCGAGAUGCUGCCGCCGUGGGACGUGACGCUGUACCAGAAGCUGGAGAUCAGCGUGGGCGACGUGGCGCGCAGCCUGACGCCCGCGAACGUCAUCGGGCAGGGCUGGUCCGGGUCGGUGUACCGCGCCAGCGUGCCGUCCACGGGCGCGGCCAUCGCCGUGAAGAGGUUCCGGUCGUGCGACGAGGCGUCGGCCGAGGCGUUCGCGUGCGAGGUCGGCGUGCUGCCCCGGGUGCGCCACCGCAACAUCGUGCGGCUCCUCGGCUGGGCCGCCAACCGCCGGACGCGCCUCCUCUUCUACGACUACCUCCCGAACGGCACACUCGGCGGCCUGCUGCACAGCGGCUGCGGCGGCGGCGGCUCGACCGGCGGCGCCGUGGUGGUGGAGUGGGAGGUGCGGCUCUCGAUCGCCGUCGGCGUGGCCGAGGGCCUCGCGUACCUCCACCACGACUGCGUGCCGGCGAUCCUCCACCGCGACGUCAAGGCCGACAACAUCCUCCUCGGAGAGCGGUACGAGGCGUGCCUCGCCGACUUCGGCCUCGCCAGGGUCGCCGAGGACGGCGCCAACUCGUCGCCCCCGCCGUUCGCCGGGUCGUACGGGUACAUCGCUCCCGAGUACGGGUGCAUGACCAAGAUCACGACGAAGAGCGACGUGUACAGCUUCGGUGUGGUGCUGCUGGAGGCCAUCACGGGGCGGCGGCCGGUGGAGGCGGCGUUCGGGGAGGGGCGGAGCGUGGUGCAGUGGGUGCGGGAGCACCUCCACCAGAAGCGCGACCCCGCGGAGGUGAUCGACCAGCGGCUGCAGGGGCGGCCGGACACGCAGGUGCAGGAGAUGCUGCAGGCGCUCGGGAUCGCGCUGCUCUGCGCCAGCGCGCGGCCCGAGGACCGGCCGACCAUGAAGGACGUGGCGGCGCUGCUGCGCGGCCUCCGGAACGACAACGACGGCGGCGCCGAGGCGCGCAAGGUCAGCGGCGGCGGCGGCGGCGGGGCGAGGCCGCUGGACUCGGCUAGGUGGGCCGCUGCGGCCUCCUCGCCGGCCCAAGCCCAGUCGCAGUCCACGUCCAGCUCGUUGGCGUACUCAGUGUAAUAGCGUCGCCGUCCUAACUCAGAAGAGGAUCCGCCCAUGGUGGCGCCAUCCAUUAGCAAAGCUUGGCUCUGACAUGGUAACAUAACAUUGACUGGACGUCGUCGAGCCUAUGAACCGUCGGCGUGUAGACGCACCGCCGCUAGCCGGCCGCCAAGGCGGGCUAGAAGGAGCGGUGGACGCUCAUCGCAACCACCGCCACCAAGUAUGAUCAUGUCGACCGGAUGAGGCGGAGGCAGGGUGGGGAAGAAGACGAAGGCGCCACCAUGAAUCAAUCAAUGGAUGGAUUGAAGCAAGCAAUAAUUCCUUUUGUACCAUACUACGCAUAGCUGUAGAACAGUGUAUCUUGCACCGAAGUUAAUUGAGUUACCCAAUGAUCAUGAUUUUGUCCGGAAUCA
This is a messenger RNA of Sorghum bicolor (sorghum), 4403 nucleotides long. Its product is annotated as probable LRR receptor-like serine/threonine-protein kinase At4g26540. Gene Ontology annotation, molecular function: protein binding; protein kinase activity; ATP binding. Bases 67 to 4008 code for a protein of 1313 amino acids. The transcript is spliced from 2 exons. NCBI's taxonomy places the organism in Eukaryota, Viridiplantae, Streptophyta, Magnoliopsida, Poales, Poaceae. The record is from RefSeq and is a predicted model, not a curated record. Gene Ontology annotation, biological process: protein phosphorylation. Gene Ontology annotation, cellular component: plasma membrane.